This is a messenger RNA of Brachypodium distachyon (stiff brome), 1305 nucleotides long. Its product is annotated as protein WHI3. Lineage: Eukaryota; Viridiplantae; Streptophyta; Magnoliopsida; Poales; Poaceae. The record is from RefSeq and is a predicted model, not a curated record. Bases 142 to 1056 code for a protein of 304 amino acids. Gene Ontology annotation, molecular function: mRNA binding. The transcript is spliced from 10 exons.
UAAAAAAGCCGGACCUCCCUCUCCAGCACCGGUGAAAACUUGGUCAAAAAAUAAAGCGCCGGGGAAAAGGGUCAAAGCGAAGGAAGAAGAGCACACGCGGCGGCGCCGCUCCCUCCGCUUCUCCGCACGCCCCACGUCGAGAUGAGCCUCUCCCACCACCGCCUCCUCCCGGCCGCCGCGCCGCCUUUGGGGGACCCCUACUACGUGUACGCGCCGCACCCGCACUCGGACCCGCAGCGGCAGGGCGUCGUCACGCUCUUCGUCGCCGGCCUCCCCGACGACGUCAAGCCCCGCGAGAUCCACAACCUCUUCUCCCGCCGCCCCGGCUUCGACCAGUGCCUCCUCGAGUACACCGGCCGCGGCAACCAGGCUGUUGCCUUCGUGUCAUUCUUCACUCAUCAAGCGGCCUUGUCAACAAUGCUCGCGUUAAAUGGAACUGUUUUUGAUCCCGAGAAUGGUGAUUGUUUGCACAUUGAGCUAGCGAAGUCAAAUUCACGCAGACGUCAUGGAGGUGGUGGUGAUGUCUACAGGGUUAUUGACAAACGAGUAAAUAGAAGAGAGGUAAAUGCUGACAAUGAGCACAUUGGUGAUGAUGAUGUAUCAGGGGAGGAUGAAGGCGAGGGCAAAUAUGGAGAGGGUGGAUCUGAUGAGCCAUCAGACACAGAAAAUGAUAAUUCCAGUGACAAGAAUGAGUUACCGGCGGAUCAAAGUGGUGAACCAGGGAUCAAACAGAAGAAGAGGCAAUCUCCUUCAAAUUCCAUACAGGAUCAACCAGACAAGUCUUCAGUUGAUAUUCCACCUUGUUCUACUUUAUUUAUUGAAAAUUUGGGACAAACAUGCACGGAGGAAGAGCUAGAGGAAGUUUUUUCGAAGCAACCUGGAUUUCAUGUGCUUAAAAUGCGUCGCCGUGGUGGAAUGCCUGCAGCUUUUGCUGAUUUUACGGAUAUUGAAUCCUCUACUGCGGCUAUGAAUAACCUCCAAGGAACCAUUUUGUCUUCUUCCGAUAGUGAUGGUUUGCGUAUCGAGUACGCAAGGUCGAAGAUGAGGAAGAGCUAGCUGACAAUAGCUGUCGUUCUCGGAUUUUAUAUCAUUUGGAGGAUCCCUGCACAUGUAAUUGCCUGUCCUGUAGCAUCUGGAGUUUGUAGUAUUCUUUACCAAAGCAUGUGAACCAGGAUCUGUGCAUUUGUCCUGUGCCAGAGGUUUUGGAUUAUUUUUUACCCAUCCUUUAGGAACCUUCUGUAUCGGGGCUUCAGCAGAAAAGUAAACAACUCUAUUUGGCAUAAUCGAUCGGAUCGUACAUGUUCA